AUGGCUUUCGACUGGCUAUCUGUUUCAACCCAGCUCCUCCAUUAUCCCGAGGAACAGAAGAAGGGUUGGGGAUAUGUCCUUUAUCGUACGACCUACAGUCUUGAUUCAAAUACAGUCUUUCCAAAAAUGAUUGAUGUAAUCAACACGCAUCUCAAACUUGGUCUCUAUUCCGAGUGCGCCUCAAAACUGGCCAAAUUCCCGCCGAACAAAAGUUCCACACCAUUUGCGGAUAUUUGGGCGCAAUACGACCCGGUCAUCAUUGAUGACGCAACUAGUUUUGAGGGCGCUUCUAAGAAACUGAUCCGAAGUCAUUACCAGAGCUGGAUUGCUGAGCAGGACUAUGGGAGCCACGGCGUGAGGCUAAGAGUUUGUUUGGUGAUUGAUGAAGAGUCAUUACUUGCGUUUCAGAAUAUGUCAUCUCGGGGGGACGAGGAAGAACUUGACCCAACUAGAUUCUUGAAAAUCUUAAACGCCCUGCCAGAACAUGACAAUUUUGACAGUUUCAUGGGUGGCUUCAUGGACUGA
Molecule: messenger RNA, 525 nt
Organism: Penicillium manginii
Lineage: Eukaryota; Fungi; Ascomycota; Eurotiomycetes; Eurotiales; Aspergillaceae
Exons: 1
Coding region: 1-525 (174 amino acids)
Source: RefSeq, a predicted model, not a curated record